Molecule: messenger RNA, 237 nt
Organism: Pieris macdunnoughi
Lineage: Eukaryota; Metazoa; Arthropoda; Insecta; Lepidoptera; Pieridae
Source: the annotation of a GenBank genome assembly
AUGGAAAAAAUUGAACAUCGCGCCGUAAAAAAGUUCCUUACCAAACAAGGGAAGACACCUCAAACCAUCUUACAAGAGAUGUUAGCUGUUUAUGGGGACUCCGGUCCUGGUAAAAUCAUGAUUUAUAAAUGGCACACCCUUUUCAAACAAGGAAGGGACUCCAUCGAAGAUGACCCCCGACCUGGACAGCCUAUUGAGACCACGCCAGAAAUAGUCGAACAUUUUGACCGCCCCUAG